Molecule: messenger RNA, 9431 nt
Organism: Python bivittatus (Burmese python)
Lineage: Eukaryota; Metazoa; Chordata; Lepidosauria; Squamata; Pythonidae
Gene: GREB1L
Product: GREB1 like retinoic acid receptor coactivator
Biological process (GO): multicellular organism development; kidney development
Source: RefSeq, a predicted model, not a curated record
UGCGAGAGAGAACGAGAAAGCGGCAGCGAUCGCCUUCGGAGAGUUUUGCGGAGAAACUGCGCGGAGGGAGGGGGGUGGGUGGGCGCGGGCUGCAGGAAGAAGCGACGAGGGAUCCGGCACUCUCCUUGCUCCUUAACUGCUUCCUACUUUGCACGGUAUUUAAAAUUUUUAACUGCCUGGAUCAAGUAGCAGCAGAAUAACUUUGAACAAUCAUCCAUCAUGAAUGCAUUUAAUGAAGAUUGAAAGACAUACAAGAAGACCAUGGGGAAUUCUUAUGCAGGGCAACUGAAAUCUGCCCGUUUUGAAGAAGCCCUUCACAACUCCAUAGAGGCCUCUCUCCGAUGUAAUAGCGUUGUUCCUCGCCCCAUCUUUUCCCAGCUCUAUCUUGAUCCUGAGCAGCCUCCUAUUUUGCCGGAAGGUAACCAAGCAAAUGUGAAACCAAAAGUGGAAGAGCUGGACAAAGAAUUGAUGCAUCGUUACACCUUGAAUGGAAGCUUGGAUUUUUCCACUAGCCAAACUAUUAAUGAAACAGAAGAAGAUGAGGAGGAUGAAGACAUGUCUGAUUCCAAUAGUCCGCCAAUCCCGUAUGCACAAAAGCCUGCCCCAGAAGGAUCUUGCACUACUGAUGGUUUUUGUCAAGCCGGCAAAGAUCUGCGAUUAUCAUCGCUGUGUAUGGAACAGAUUGAUAUCCCACCAGGCUUCCUGUUGGUGGGAGCCAAGUCUCCAAAUCUUCCUGAGCAUCUUCUAGUCUGUGCUGUUGAUAAAAGAUUUCUGCCAGAUGACCAUGGAAAAAAUGCACUUUUAGGUUUUUCUGGAAAUUGUAUAGGCUGUGGAGAAAGGGGAUUUCGAUAUUUCACUGAAUUUUCAAACCACAUUAAUUUGAAACUCACCACUCAGCCAAAGAAGCAGAAGCACUUAAAGUACUACCUAAUAAGGAAUGCUCAAGGUGUGCUGUCAAAGGGACCUCUUAUAUGUUGGAAAGAAUGUAGAAGCAGGCAAUCUGUUGCUAGCCAUUCUGCUAAACCUAGUUCUUCAGCAUCUCCAUCUGUGACCCCUGAGAGUGGAACAGCCAAUGGAUACAAGCCAGGGUUCACCCAGACAGAGUCCUCGGUAUUCAGUGAAGCACAGUCUUCCUCUGCUGUUAAUUUAAGUGGAAUUCAAGACUUGACUCGGAAUAAGAACAUAGUGAGACCACUCGCUUUGCCUGUGCAACUUGUAGGAAACACGUUUGCAGCAGCUCCCCUUUCUCUCCGAGCCACUGAUGUUACCAGUGGAAACAACAUUGCAGGAAGGACAAAUGUCAUGAGCUCUACAGUUUCACGACCUGUGCCUCACUCAAUGUCUCCCGGCCCAAGUUGUGUAGCUGCAGAGCAAGCUACCCUGUCCAGUUCUGGCCCUCCCAAGAAACGACACCGAGGAUGGUCUCCUGGAUCCCCGGUCCCUCCUCCUGGUGUAAUUGUGCCUGUUCCUGCCAUCCGGCCUCUUCCAAGAGCAGAGCCUCUUUUAUCAGUCCCAGUUCCACAGUCGAUGUUAACUGGAAUUUUACAGCCUCAGCCCAUCCCUGCAGGGGAGACUGUAAUAGUUCCUGAAAAUCUGCUGAUUAAUUCAGGAAUCAGACCAGUGAUUCUAAUAGGUUAUGGCACUUUACCUUAUUUCUAUGGGAAUGUUGGAGACAUUGUAGUAAGUCCCUUGCUAGUGAAUUCCUACAAGAUUCCUCAGCUGGAAAAUAAAGAUUUGGAUCUUUUUGGUUUAACUGGGAAUCAGCUACUAAGUGUGGAGAACAUGAUUAUUUUAACAAUACAGUAUCUUGUCCGUCUAGGUCCUGAUAAGAUACCUCUCAGGGAAGAAUUUGAACAGAUCAUGCUGAAAGCUAUGCAGGAAUUUACUCUAAGGGAACAAUCGUUUCAAAUGAAUGCACAGAGCAUCUCCUUGUCGCCAGCUCAACUUCCAUGGCUUGCCAAGUUAAUUGCCAGCGUUUCCCAAGACAUGGUGCAUGUGGUGGUUACUCAGAAUUCCUUGGCGGAAGGCAUUUCUGAAACCCUGCGGUCUCUGAGUGAAAUGAAGCACCAACAAAGGGUGCCAGAUUACGUGGUUGCUAUCUGCACCUCGAAGAUCAGAGGAAGUGAGUUCUGCGUGGUAGUUUUAGGUCAAUAUCAGUCUAGAGCUCUGGCAGAGAGCAUGCUUACUACCAGUGAGUUUUUAAAGGAGAUAAGUUAUGAGCUCAUUACAGGAAAAGUUAGUUUUCUGGCAUCACAUUUCAAAAACACAUCUUUAGGUGAUGAAUUGGACAAGUUAUUAGAGAUGAUGCAACAGAGACGGGGAGAUAAUGUUGUCAUUCCAUUCAGCGGAGACGUUAAUGAGUGUGUAUCAUCUCAGGAAGCAGCUGCCAUGGUUUCCACUCAAGAACUGGAGUUGGAUACUGAAACUUUCCAGAUUUAUCAACCACAACUCACAGUUGCCAGAAAGCUCUUGUCACAGGUGUGUGCCAUAGCAGAUAGUGGCAGCCAAAGCCUGGAUCUGGGCCACUUCAGCAAAGUAGAUUUCAUUGUUGUAGUUCCUCGUUCAGAGGUCCUUGUCCAACAAACCAUCCAGCGGAUUCGACAAUCAGGUGUUCUUGUAGACUUAGGGCUUGAAGAAAGUGGAGCAGCUUACCAAAGAGCUGAAAAGUAUGUGGUGCGGCUUGACAAUGAGGUUCAAACAAAAUUUGAUGGUUUCAUGAGGCGAGUGAAACAGAAUCCAUAUACUCUUUUUGUGCUCGUACAUGACAAUGCCCAUGUGGACUUAACAAGUGCUAUCUCAAGCUCGCUGUCUCACGGAGAGCCUAGUCACGGACUUGCUGAUAGAGUGAUAAACUGCAGAGAGGUCCUUGAAGCUUUCAACCUCCUUGUCCUCCAAGUGAGUUGUUUCCCAUAUGCCCUUCAGACUCUCCAAUCCCGAAUCAACUCAGCAAAUGAGGUGCACUGGAUACAGUUUGGCAAUAUGGAGGAAAUAAGCCAAGAUGAGAAGCUGUACUUUGGCUUGAAUGAAUACAGCAAAUCUCUGCAGUGGGGAAUCACAAGCCCUCUUCUGAGGUGUGAUGAAAUCUUUGAAAAAAUGGUGAAUACGCUCUUAGAGAGGUAUCCCAGGUUGCACAGCAUGGUGAUUCGCUGCUAUCUCCUCAUUCAGCAGUAUUUGGAAGCCUUGAUGGCUCUCACUACCAUGGCUUCACUAAGAGAUCACAGCACACCAGAAACACUCAGCAUGAUGGAUGACAUCAUCACUGCUCCUGGCAAGGAUAAGAAUGGCCGCGGCCACAUGUUAGUGAUCCGAAUUCCUUCUGUGCAGCUGGCAAUGCUGGCAAAAGAGAGGCUGCAAGAAGCACGAGAUAAACUAGGUCUGCAGUAUCGUUUUGAAAUCAUUUUGGGGAACCCGGCUUCAGAGCUUAUGGUUGCCAAGCACUUUGUGAAGAGAUUAAAGGCUUGGAGAGGAAAUGAAGAAGAUGAUUGGUUUCCUCAUACUUACCAAGAUUUAGAAGGUCUACCCUGUAUUAUUGUUUUAACUGGCAAGGAUCCACUAGGAGAAACAUUUCCCAGGUCUUUGAAAUACUGUGAUCUUCGACUGAUUGAUUCAAGCUAUUUAACUCGCACAGCCUUAGAACAAGAAGUAGGUCUAGCAUGCUGCUAUGUUUCAAAGGAUGCAAUUCGAGGGCCUAUUGUAGCCCUUGACCUUAGUGAAAAGGAGCAAGAGAAGACCAGCAUUGGUGAGAACGAUACUGAUGAGCUGUUGAUUGACUUGGAGAGGCCACAAAGCAACAGCAGUGCUGUGACUGGAACUUCAGGUUCUAUAGCAGAAAAUGGAGUGAGCUCCUCUAGUACUACAGACAAGUCUCAAAAGCCAUCACUGUCUAUGAACUUCCAGAAUGUUGCUAGUAGCUCUGUUGAUGAAGGCUUUGCUGCUGGGGAGUCUUUGAAACAAGAAUGUGACUCUCUAGCCAACCAGAUAGCGAGCAGCACCACUUCUAAAUUGUCAGCAGCUUCCCCUUCGGUCAGCCAGACCUUCCGAUGGCCUAACCAGUCAGCAAAAGAUUGCAAGGCAUUGCACAUAUCCUUACCCCGAAUUGUGAUCUUGUCAAAAGCUGCCUACUGCCUCCUUGGCUCACAGAAAAGUGGGCAGCCAUCUUUUUCUUCUGCUCUGUUACCUCAUGCUGACGUGUCUUGGGUGAGCUCACUAAGACCUUUGCUUCACAAGGAUAUGACCAGUGAAGAGCAGUCUCUUUACUACCGACAGUGGACUGCAGCACGGCAACACCAUGCAGACUACAGCAACCAUGGUGAAACCACAAGCAGCAGGAGUUUUCAUCCACGACGACUACUUCUUACAGGGCCUCCUCAGGUAGGGAAAACUGGAUCUUACUUGCAGUUCCUACGAAUUCUCUUUCGAAUGCUGAUCAGAUUGCUGGAGGUAGAUGUGUAUGAUGAGGAAGAUAUUAAUAUCAAUCAUACGGAAGACAAUGAAAUUGCCCAGUCUAGCAGUGAUCAGUGGCCUGACAUUGAAAUUGUCAGGAAAAUGAAUUUUGACCUCAGUGUGCAUGAUCCCAAAUAUGUUCUUAUGAGUCCAGUCUAUACAGAGCAACUACAAAAAAUAAAGCAGGAACCAAGCAAAGAAACCAAAGUUGAAGAACCCAGAAAGCGAAAUACUGUUUCAAUGAUGCUGACUAAGUACGCAGCCUACAAUACUUUCCACCACUGUGAACAGUGCCAUCAAUAUAUGGACAUAAAUCCUUCAGCUCCGAUAUCUGAUUCCACCCUACAUGCAUUUACAUUCUCAUCCUCAAUGUUAGGAGAAGAGAUUCAGCUACAUUUUAUCAUUCCUAAAUCCAAAGAGAACUAUUUUGUCUUCAGCAAACAGGGCAGACAUUUGGAAAGCAUGCGUCUUCCUCUUGUAUCUGAUAAGAAUUUGAAUACAGUGAAGAGUCCUAUUUUUACACCUUCAAGCGGACGUCAUGAACAUGGUCUCUUGAAUCUUUACCACGCUAUGGAAGGUAUCAGCCACCUCCAUCUUCUUGUGGUCAAGGAAUAUGAAAUGCCGCUUUAUCGCAAAUAUUGGCCCAACCAUAUCAUGCUGGUUCUGCCAGGCAUGUUCAACAAUGCAGGAGUUGGUGCUGCCAGAUUCCUAAUUAAAGAACUUUCUUACCAUAACUUGGAACUGGAAAGAAACCGUUUGGAGGAACUGGGAGUUAAACGUCAGUGUGUUUGGCCAUUUAUUGUUGUCAUGGAUGAUUCUUGUGUCUUAUGGAACAGUCAUGCUGCCCAAGAACAGUCUAGUAGUCAAUGUAUGGAUCAAGGAUCAACCAGCAAAAAUGUGUCUCUAAAGAGUGUUCUGCAGCAUAUUGAAGCCACACCAAAAAUUGUCCAUUAUGCAAUACUGGGCAUCCAGAAAUGGAACAGCAAAUUGAAUUCCAGAGCACCCAAAAACCCCUUUUCCAGAUGCCACAUACAUGAUUUUAUACUGCUCAACAUAGACCUGACCCAAAAUGUGCAAUAUGAUUUAAACAGGUAUUUCUGUGAAGAUGUGGAUUUUAAUCUGAGAACAAACAGCAGUGGCUUACUUAUCUGUUGCUUUAACAACUUCAGUCUUAUGAAGAAACACAUCCAGGUUGGCGGUCAAAAAGACUUUGAUAUUAAACCUAAAAUUAUGAUCCCACCCCAGGGCCAUUUCCACCAACUGUCUUGUGGAAGGAUCUCUGGAGAGAGGAAGGAAAUCAGGCAGAUCUCAGAAAGUUUGACUCCAAUAAUACCUCUUCAGUAUGUUUGUGCUCCAGACAGCGAGCACACCCUCUUGGCAGCUCCAGCUCAGUUCCUUUUAGAGAAGUUCCUUCAAUAUGCCACCUACAAGCUUUUCCCAAAGGCCAUCUAUAACUUUAAAAACCCGGUCUUAGCUGUUGACUGCUAUUUGAAUAUUGGGCCUCAGGUAGCUCUUUGCUAUGUCAGUUCACGGCCGCACUCAGUUAAUGUGAACUGUGAAGGGGUGUUUUUCAGUGGUCUUCUUCUCUACCUUUGUGACUCCUUCGUCGGAGCAGACUUUCUUAAAAAGUUCAGAUUCCUGAAAGGUGCAACACUGUGUGUCAUAUGCCAAGACAGGAGUUCCUUGCGUCAAACCAUUGUCCGUUUAGAGCUGGAAGAUGAAUGGCAGUUCCGUCUGAGAGAUGAAUUCCAAACUGCUAACAGCUCUGAUGACAAGCCACUCUAUUUUCUGACUGGGCGCCAUGUAUAAGCUUGAGUCAACGGCACAGGACACAGGAGAACCUGAUGAGCCAAAUUGUGUCUUUUUCCUUAUUUCAGUUAAAGUACAAUCACUAUGGAGCAAAGUGCAACCCAAGUUCAGUCAUUACUUUAAGGAUUUCUCCAAAUUCAGGCCCACUUUUAGACAUGUUCUCUCUUAUUUUAUGAUUGAAAGAGCAUUGAUUUCAAAUUAAUUCCUUGUGGGUCACUGAUAUAGAAGAUAAUAUACCCACUGUGACUAAGAUAUGGAGAAAUCUUUUGAAGGGGAGGGGGGAUGAAAUUACUUUUGGCAUCUGUCAGCUUGAGUUACAUGAGGCUCAUACUAAGCAAGUGGAAUUAUGUGAAGAUAAUGUACUGAGGAAUGCUGUCCAUUUCUCUUCAUAUCUGUACUUUUGGUACAGUGUAUCUCAGGGGUUUGAAACUACAAAACACAGAUAUUUGUGUUUGAAAGAGUAAUCUUUAUUCACUUUCUGUGCAGUGUUAGGUUAAGGUUUGUAAUUUUUAUGUACUGAAACUGUUUUGGCAAAGUUUCCACAAAAGUUAAAACGUUUACUACAGAAGCCUGAACAAAUCAGUGAAUGUAUGGCAGGCAUUUGUAUAAAGAUGCAGGUUUGGGGUAUCCAUUAUUGAUUUAAAUCCAGAGAUCCUUUGCGAGGAGAGAAAUUGUGUAGGUGAUCACUUUUUUCCUUCAACAGUACAUAUGGAACUGGAUCCCAAAAGAAAGGCUGCGUACAAACCUGUUUUUUGCACACAGAUCAUCACUGACUAUGGUUUGAAAAGUAUCUGCUCAGCCAGCCUAAAUAGAUAGCUUUUGCAUAUUGUUUCCUCAGUAUAUUUAAGGUCCACCACUGAUUUCUGUCCUCAAUGUUAUGGGAUAUUGUUUUGAAGUGGCUAAGUAACCUCGUUUCCUAUAUAGCUGAAAUUCCUGGCAUUAUUUUUGCAAUGGAUGCCUCCCUGCCUCAGCUGUCUUGAGUGCUGGGAAUAGAAAAUGUUGGUUUUGUGCUUUUAUGAAGAGCAUUUACUAUUCUAAGAAGAGACUGACCACAGAACAGGAAUAAUGGGGCUUAGUACUUCAUUAUGUAAUUGAAUUAUAAAAGCUUGUAAGUCCUUUAGGAAUCACUUUCCCCUGAACUGGGACCAGCAACAGACACCAUGCUUUACAGAAGUCUAAAACACACCUGGAAAAGUUGGCCAGUUUAUUUUAGAUCUGUAGGGCUUGAAGCAGUUGAACACUGGCCCUGCAGGGCUCGUAAAGCUCUGUUUCCCAACUUCCCUGUGUGAGCACAUGGAGGCACCAUAACAGGGCAGUAUUCCUGUCUGGAUCUGGCACCUUGGUGCCAUGCUUUUGCUCCAGAGCUCAAGUAAUUUUACAUGGCACAAAGUUGGGGAUAUGGGAGGUAGGUCCAGAGCAUCUCCUGCUGCAAUGCCUCUUGCACUGCUUGCACAUGUGUGUAUUUUGGUGGGGAAUGGGAGAACUGGAGCUUUCUUGAGCUUAGCACAACUCCUUCAUAUGCAAAUACCGUGUAUGUGCUUGACUGGAUCAAGCCCUGUGCUUUUUGUUUGAAUUAGAGAGAAAGAGAUGUAUUAAAUUUUAAAUAGGCAUUAAGUUGUUUGAAAGUGAAGUUCUUUGCACCAGCACUUUGUGCUGUGAAAUAUGCUGAGUGUUUAAAUGAGUCUAGUACAAUCAGUCUUCAUACUGCAGUUAACAAUAGACAGAAUUCCCCUUAUUUCCUGCUCAUUAGUCAGUUUUCAGUUUCUCUUACUGUUAUCUUUUACUAUAGUUCUUCCUUCAGACACAUUCUUACAUUUCUUGCACAGAUAUUUAAAGUUGUGCAGCCUAUUUCAUAAGAUGGUGAACACAGAUAGUAAUUUGGUCCGGUCCGUUUAAAUACAAAUGGUGAUACCUGCAAUUCUCAAUUAAGCACCUGCCCAAACUGCAUUUAGAACAAAGUGUUAAUCAUGCAACUUUUUUACCUUGUGAAAGAGCUGUUUACAAAUAAUGAAAAGCAUAAUAUAUUGAAGUUGAAAGGAAAGUAAUGGUUUUCAAACCUAUUGUUUUUAUUGUACUUUUACAUAAAUGUAGCAUAUUUCAAAUGAACAAUUGUUUACUUUAGUGUAGAUUAUUCUUUUUUUGGUACCCUUAUAAAAUCUGCCUUAUACUUUAAUAAAUACCUUUACAUUUUUGGAGUAGAAAUUUACAUAAAAGCUACAAGUAUGGGAUUUCAGAUAACCUAGGUUUUAUUCUAGUUAUAUGGGGCUGAACAUAAUUUGUAAAUGUUUCCAAAGAGUUGCCAUUUUAUUGCAAAUUUUGCAGAUUGAAAGCUUUUAAAAUCUUCUUUAUAUAUUUGAAGUUUGCACUAUGUUCUUAAAAUUCCAGGUGCUUUGACCCUUGAUAAAGAGGUAUAAAAAUAUAGGCUGAGAAUUUAGGGAUAAAGGGUCUUUUCACACAAUCGGGCUUUGGGGCCAUAUUUGAGGGAGAAUAUAAUAUCUGAGCAAACACUAUGCUUUAUACCUAAAAAAAUGUAUUUCCUGGAUAGCACAUUCCUAUUUUAUUUGAUGCACCACAUAGUUUUUAAUACUGUUGAGUUGUAAUCAUAGCACAAAAUGUUUAACUCACAUGCUAUCCAAAUCAAGCAGUUUUUAUUUAGAAUUUACUAGUGCACUCCCUGUUGAACAAAUUGUGCAGGAAUAUGUGUUUAUCACUGAUGUAUAAAAACUCCACUCUCCCUUAUUACUAAGCAAUGUUUUGUGUGAUUGUGUGGAAAGAUCCUAAAAGGUAUUUUCUAAAUUGGACAAGAACAAUUGGUAGUUCAACAUAGCAUCACUAAAGCAAAGGAAGAAGAGUUUUGGUUGAAUAUUCUUUGAAACCUCUUUAAUAAAUGUCUUCACAAACUCAACGUUAAGGUUCAUGUAGUACAGUGAAAUAAGUUCUGGAUGUGAUAAAUGGGACAGGAGAUCAGAGCAAGAUACCAGAUGUUACCAUGUUGUUAUUUCAUUUACAAGCCUUGCAGCAAGGUAGAUGACAUGAAUGUAUUAAAAGGCCAGCAUUAUUUUACCUGUGAGCUUGUUAAAUACAAGUAAUUGACAAGUCCCAGGUUAUACUGAAUGUAAUCUGUAAUUUUUUAAAAAUGACUCAGAUAUUUCUGUAAUUUGUACAGUUGCUUUGUGUGA